CGGGAGCCAGAUUUGGGACCAACCAACCCGGACCUUGCUUUCUUGGCCUUGACAAUCCAAUCCUUUUGCUCGGCCAGAGCUCCCGCAAAACCUCCAUCCCGACAACCCUCCAUCUCCACCACAGCCGCCCGGCCCCGACCCUGCGCACCGCGACGACGCCCACUGCAGCCUCCUCGCAUGCUGCUGCAUCGGCCCACGAUCCCUUUCAAUUGAUUCCCCUUCAGACCGAUAUCGCAAGCGACAAGACCCAUCGCCAGCCAGCCAUUCCUUCCUCCGCAUCCGCCAUGUCCGCGUCGUCCCUCAAGGCCAUGGCCUCGCGCUGGCCCAGCUCCGCCCACAGCUUUGCCCGCUGCUGUCCCAGAGCCGCUCCCACGUCGACCUCGACCACGACGACCAAGAAGGCUUCUUCCUUCUCCACCACCACCGCCGCUGCGGCGCGCCCCGUCUGCCUCGCGCAGACGGCCCUGCGGCCCCAGCAGUACACCGCUGUGGUGGUGGCUCGCUCUGCACAAGGCGGCGUGGCCACACGCGCCCGCCCGUCCAGCAUCGUGUCGUCCGCCGCCCGGUGCUUUUCGUCUUCGUCUCGCACGUACGCAGCGGCGGCCUCCGCUUCUUCCUCUUCCUCCUCCUCCGGCGCCUCCUCCUCAUCCGCGAAUCCCUCCAAGCUCGACUGGAACUCCUUCUUCAAGCUGCGCCUCCGCCGCCGCCGCAUCCAGCUCAUCUUCUCCGUCGGCGCGGGUGUGCUCGGCGGAGCGGCCGGCGCCAUCAUCCUCUCCACGGGCAUGGCCGAGCCGCUCGUCAUGCAGAUCCCCCUCGAUCCCUUCGUCACGCUCGGCCUCAUGACGCUCGCCUGCGCGGGCAUGGGCUGGCUCGUCGGCCCCAGCAUCGGCAACCAGGUGUUUUACCUCCUCAACCAUCGCUACAAGGCCCAGAUGAUCCAGAAGGAGGUCGAGUUCUUUGCCCGCGUCAAGAAGAAUCGGGUCGACCCGUCCAACUCGAGCGCCGGCAACCCAGUGCCCGACUUUUAUGGCGAGAAGAUCCAGAGCGUGGCCGGGUAUAGGCAGUGGCUGAAGGACCAGCGGGCGUUUAACAAGAAGAAGACGGCCAACUUUGUGUAAAAAGCAUAAUCAAGACGGUGGCAUGGCACGGUAGUUGAAUCAAACGGUGGAAGCCUCCACGGGCGCGACGCCCACACUCUCAUUGUAGCAUAUAGGAUCCCAGAAACAUGUACAACGGCCAACUCCCCUUGUCGAGACGAG
Messenger RNA from Purpureocillium takamizusanense, 1259 nucleotides. RefSeq names its product TIM23 complex component (gene PAM17). Bases 285 to 1118 code for a protein of 277 amino acids. The record is from RefSeq and is a predicted model, not a curated record. Gene Ontology annotation, biological process: protein import into mitochondrial matrix. NCBI's taxonomy places the organism in Eukaryota, Fungi, Ascomycota, Sordariomycetes, Hypocreales, Ophiocordycipitaceae. The transcript is spliced from 2 exons. Gene Ontology annotation, cellular component: PAM complex, Tim23 associated import motor.